This is a messenger RNA of Aquila chrysaetos chrysaetos, 2432 nucleotides long. RefSeq lists its product as uncharacterized. The record is from RefSeq and is a predicted model, not a curated record. Lineage: Eukaryota; Metazoa; Chordata; Aves; Accipitriformes; Accipitridae. Gene Ontology annotation, biological process: mRNA splicing, via spliceosome. Gene Ontology annotation, molecular function: RNA binding. Gene Ontology annotation, cellular component: Lsm1-7-Pat1 complex; U4/U6 x U5 tri-snRNP complex; U6 snRNP.
AUGAAGGGCACAGGUACCCCAAUCCGAGGAAAGAGCAACGGAGGAGCAAAUUUGUGUUAUGUUCCUGACUCCAUCUUCUGGUGCUGGGAUGCAUCAUGGCAGCUUCUCAGGAAGACUCAGCCAAGGACUCAGCCAAACUUCUUUCAGAAUGCCGGCAGUAUCAAUAACAACAGCAAAGAUGAUGACAGCUUCAGUGGCAAUGGGGUCAGUAGCUGUGGACUCUGUGUGGACAGGACCUCCAGCCGCGGGGCUUCCCGCCGCUCGGGAGCCGCGGCCGGGCCUGUCAGCGGCGCGGCCCCUGCCCGCGGCGGCGGAGAGGCGCUGGGGCGUCCCGGUCUCCGGCGCGGGCAGCGAGCGGGGGAGCGGCUCCGGGCCGAGGUUUGCAAAGGCCGGCUGGGGACGAGCUGUGGCGCUCGGCAGACCCGCGGUGAUGUGCUGCGGACCGGCGACACCGAGGUGCUCUCGGUGGAGGGAACGUGUUCCUGCGGCCCCAGAAACUUGUGGAGGUACCGGCAGCAGUUAAGCGUGCGAGGAAGCGGGUUUUUCAAUGUAUUUUUUCCUGUCUCUUUUUUUUCCCCCUUCUUUUUGUGGUUUUUACCAGUGCCCGCGGCAAUUACUUUUUUUGCCGCCACAAUGUUAAGGUUUUUGCUCGAAAAAUGUAUGUUCUAUAAAGCAAUCUCUUGUGCCUUUCAGUCUACAGAAUUUGUGGACAAAUGCAUAGGUCCACGCGUUCAUAUUGUGAUGAAGACUGAAGAAAUUGUUGGAACACUUCUAGGAUUUGAUGACUUUGUCCAUAUGGUGUUAGAAGACGUUACAGAAUUUGAGAUUCCAUCUGAGGGCAGAAAAAUCACAAAGCUAGACCAGAUUUUGCUAAAUGGAAAUAACAUAACAAUGGGGGUUCCUGGAGGAGAAGGACCUGAAGUAUAAAUUGAUACAGUUGUCAUCUGUGAAGACAUGUUUUUUAUAUGUGUGUGUGUGUGUAAUCUAAACAGAGCUUUUGGGGUAAUGGUGUGGGUGGGUUUUGGUGUGGGUUGUUUGUUUGUUUUGUUUACAGACUCUUGGAAUUGACAUUUGAUAUAAGAGAAGGAUUUCCCCUUCAGGAAAGGUGCAUCGCUAAUGAUAAUGCUGAUUUAGUAAGUUGAAAUCAUUACUUUCUUGUAAAGACACACUAAUUUGUUCUGAAUAAAAGCCUUUUUUUUUUGUUCUCUUUGUGUUCUGUUAUGUAAGUGCACGAGUGAGUUAGUUUUCCAGCUGGUUGAUGGAGUGGAAAAAUAAUAGUUACGUUCCAGUUGCUGUCAGUCUUCAGUUUUUCUACAUCUAUUGCAUUUGUUUAUGGCCCAAGUCUAUAUAAAACUCAAAUCGUGAGCCAAGAGAUUGCUAUUCUUUGCAGUACAGGCAGAUACUAAGCUGCAUCAUUUGUUUAAACACUGCUUCAGGCUGUGUCACCAGAAACCAUGUGGUAGAGUGCUGUAGAAUUCUGAAAGCUCUUCAAAGUGGAUGCAUCUGUUUGAUGCUCAGCAGCCGUUGGUUCUGCUGGCCUUGAGGUUCAGCACUCUUGGACUUGUUUUGCUUGGCAGAUGUACUUUCUUAUAGUAAAGGCAUUGUAGUGGUAUUUGGCGAGUGAGGACAGACAGACCAGACAUCGUUCAUGUCCGGGGGGCCGGGGCAGGAAGGUUGGUGUUCAAACUUCUCAUUCCUGUCAGUGGUGACUCUGCUUGCACCACUAAGUGGUGCUGUAUACAUAUACUUAAUUAAAUUGGGAGCUGCCUGUGCCUGCCUGCUUGUGUAGUUCUGAGUAGUCAUUUUAGAGAAAACGUUCUUUUGGCUGCAUUUGUUCUCCUGUGAUACAAAAACUUGACAGCUAUUGGGGGCAAGUACUACUUCAGGAGAAUUUCUAUAAAGUAAGAAAUUGCUGGUUUUAUUUUGUCAUGAUGGACAAAAAAAUAACUGAUUCUAAAUUAUGUCCACUGCAGCUUAUGCUUCCGUAACACACUACUCAACUGAUUUCUGUGUGUAAAUGUCUUUGGAGAGGAAUCACAGGUGCCUGCUGUUACUAUAGGGACAAGCAGUAUGGGCUCACAGGAACAGAACAUGCUUUGCCUUCCCAUCACCAGAAUAAGAAAGAAAGAGUUGAAGAAGGGCGCUCAGGAGCAAGAGGCUGCAAGGAAGUUGCUGUACUUGAUCCUUUUGCCUUGCUUUAUCUGACAGAAAAGCUGCCUUCUGCUAGUUGGGUCUUGGCUUGAAAUACAAGGGGAAAGAGACUCCCACCCCUCUCCCAGGGAGUGUGCUACUUUUGACUCACUUGUUCUGACUACGUGAUCUGCAGUUACAAUAUUUAGAUUGCAUGGUGACAAUCCAUACCACUGACUCCCUGAAUGGUUUUUCAUUUCUGUCCCCACUUCCUUCUCCAGCUUUUUUCAAUACAUCAAUUU